CCACUUCCCGAACAUAAGUCACAUUUCCACCUACUCUGCAUCAUUCGCGGUGACUUCGGACAACACGUUGGAUGCAAGAUCUCUACCUGGCCCAUUGACGAGGCACCGCCUUACUACGCAAUAUCAUAUACGACAGACAUUACGCUCAACAGCAGUCGUCUCGAGGCGCUGCGUAACUGCAAGUACGCGCUCCAGCAAGCCUUUGCCACCAAAGCCUGUAAAUAUGUAUGGGUGGAUGCUAUCUGCAUUGACCAAACAGCUGAAGAAAAGAAUCACCAAGUCGGAAUCAUGGACCAAAUCUACUCGGGAGCGAAGCACGCUCUGGCAUGCGUUGGA
Messenger RNA from Bipolaris sorokiniana ND90Pr, 336 nucleotides. RefSeq lists its product as uncharacterized. Lineage: Eukaryota; Fungi; Ascomycota; Dothideomycetes; Pleosporales; Pleosporaceae. The transcript is spliced from 2 exons. The record is from RefSeq and is a predicted model, not a curated record. The annotation marks the transcript as partial.